Molecule: messenger RNA, 969 nt
Organism: Auanema sp. JU1783
Lineage: Eukaryota; Metazoa; Nematoda; Chromadorea; Rhabditida; Rhabditidae
Source: the annotation of a GenBank genome assembly
AUGAAAAUCAUUUUCCUCUGCUUGCUUGUUUUAUAUGUUCAUGCAGCUAUCGAUGAAAGUCGAAUAAAAGUGUUCAAAUGGAGAGGACCUUCAUUACUCGAUGAAACCAUUUUCACUAAUCCCAAAUCGUUUGAUUAUGAUUUCGAUGAAGACAUUAUGAAAUCGGCGGAUACCAAUGACAUCUACGACCAAGUCGUACGUCAACUACCAGCUUUUCAAGUGUUUCGGAAAGGGCAUGAUGAAGGAUAUACAAAAGUUCCUAUCGUUACACGCAGAGGGAAUACUUGGAGCACACUAGCAGAUACGCGAGGACCCAAAGAUUUUUUUGCAACUUCACCCAUGCCUGUUGAACCAAAAUUUGUUUCAACUACUGUUUUACCGACAACUUCACAUUUGAACACUGAAAUGCCUAACAACAUGUCGCAUAUGAGAAUCCCAAACCGGCAGCAGAAUUCUCAACCAUUUGCAAAGCAGCCUGCGCCAGCUUUCAAAGCACCUGAUCCAUCAAAUCAUGGUCCGAUUUGGAGAAAAGGAGGACAAAUUAUUUUCCAGCAUAAUAAUUCGGAAGUUUCUAGUAGGAGAGUAUCUAGCCCAUCUCACACACGGAUCACUCAAAAUGCUGAAAUCACUAGAAGACCAAUUCUUUCUCAAACUAGACGCUCGUGGAAUAUCAAUCCGCCCAGAAUGAAUACCGCAAGCUUUCAUCGUAACACUGCUGUAGUUCAAGAAUCUCAACCGAAACCAGUUAUUAUUCAGCGUGGGAAUGAACCACAUCGAGGUCCCACAUAUAAUUGUCGAGUUUUGAAUCCCUACGUCGACGGCUUACCAUCAUCUGAUCACAAUACAAACUGUAAAAUGUUGUAUCCAGGGUUAUCAUUGGAUGGAAGUUGCGAAUGCAUUUACACGGUAUCCGGUCGAGAUCAGUUCGGAUGCGCUGUUGGAUACAACUACUCUUGCAAACCAAAAUGA